Molecule: messenger RNA, 6411 nt
Organism: Tetrahymena thermophila SB210
Lineage: Eukaryota; Ciliophora; Oligohymenophorea; Hymenostomatida; Tetrahymenidae
Product: TNFR/NGFR cysteine-rich region family protein
Exons: 11
Molecular function (GO): protein binding
Source: RefSeq, a predicted model, not a curated record
AUGAAACUAAAUUAUUUAAUCCUAAACUUAUUAACAAUAUUAUUUAAUAUCAGUUUUUAAAAGGAGUAUUUGGUUUCAUCUGAUUUUGUAAAUCCUAAUUCAAACUAAACUCCAGGAUGGUCUCUACCUACAACAACUUAUUAUUGCAGCAAUACUCUUUUUUCUGACUGGAGCGGAUAAAAAUACUACACUGGAGUUCUUGUUAAAGGUUAAACUUAAACGAAAACAAUAAGUUAAUUGCCACCUCACUGGAGCCUUUCAGUGAGAUUUGAUCUUCUUUUGAGUGGUUGUGUUGAUUCAACAAAAAAUGAUGUAUUUAAAAUAUAUAUUGACAAUAAUUUGGUAGAUUCAUAAACAAAAAAUCCCAAUGAUGGAUUAAAAAUUUGUAUUUAAAACGCUGAAUAAGGUACCUGCAACGAUGAAUUAGUAUUAUAUUAAAAAAAUAUUACUCAUUCCUCAAGCUCAGUAACCUUUUCUGGUGUUUCUCAAACAAUUUAAGAUAGAAAUGUAGAGGGAUUUUGCUUCAAAAACUUUUAUUUAUAUAUUGAUACUUGUGAUAUUAGCUGCGCAACAUGUAGUGGUCCUACUAGUAAUUAAUGCCUUACUUGUCCUGCAAACUCAACUUUAUCCUCUAAUACUUGCACUUGCAAGAGUGGGUAUAUUUAGCAUUAAUACUAGUGUGUUUCUACUUGUCCGACAGGCUAUGUUAAAAGCAAGACAAGUAAUAUUUGUAUUUAAGAUUAUAAUUAAAAUUGCGCCUCAUCAGACGCAUAAAGCUAAAUGUGUACUUCAUGCAGUACUGGUUAUCUCUAUUAAGGUUAUUGCGUAGCUUCUUGUCCAUAAACUUCCACUUUAAGCAGUGGUGUUUGUGUAGAUUUUACUGCUUCUUUAAUAAAUGGGUCAUAUCUCUUGAGUGGUCUUUUCAAUAAUUAUUUUGGCUAAAGCGAAAUACUUGGAUUAGGUUUAAUUAUUACCAAUUUUAAGGGACUUAAGUCUAGCUUUGGCUCAAGUGGAGCCUUAACAACAAAUUGUGGAACUAAUCAUAUUUUGGGAGGAUUUUGGUUAUCUGGUAGUGGAGCCACUAUUAGUAGAUCUUGGACAGGAUUAGCCCCUCAUUGGUCGAUAAGGAUUGGGUAUACACUCUGGAAAAUAGAUUAAUGGAAUAAUCAAAAUUUUAUUCUUUCAGUAGACGGAUCAGUUGUUUAACAAAUUCCAUAUGGGUCAAAUGUUGGAACUUCAGAUUUAUGUGGUUUUAAUAAUUAACUAGAUUUAUUUUAGAAUUAAAUUGCUAAUUUUACUCAUAGCUCAACUACACUAACUAUAAAUUUUAGCAAUAGUUUAUCAGGAAACGUAGGUACUUAAUCGUUUGGCUUAAGUAAUCUUUAUGUGCUUGUCGAUUAUUGUACCUCAAAUUGCAUUACCUGCGGAGCAUCUGGCUGUUUGGCUUGUUAAUCUUCAUAUUUUUUAUAUAACAACGUUUGCGUAACUAGCUGUCCUUCUUCAACUUACUUCAGUAACCCUACUACUUGUGUUGAUUGUAAUUCUAACUGCAAAACCUGCAAUUCUCCAGGCAAUAUUUGUACUUCCUGCUAUUCGCCAAAUUUUUUGAACCCAGGUAAUGGUCUAACUUGCUUAGCUACUUGUCCUGUAUCAUAUUGGCCAAGUACUAGUGAUUAAAUUUGUAAGACUUGUGAUUAAUCUUGCUAUACUUGCAUUAGUCCAGGAGGAGCAAAUAAUUGCACAAGUUGCAGUGGAAGUUUAUAUUUAUAUAAUAGUUAAUGCAUUUCUUAAUGCCCAAUUGGUACUUAUUCAUCAACAGUGACAAAUAAUAAUUAAUGCUUACCUUGUAAUUCAUCUUGCAAAACCUGUAGUGGACCUAAUUCAACUGAUUGUUUGAGUUGUUCAUCUCCAAAUUACUUAUAACCAUUAUAGAAUUCUUGUGUAUCAAGCUGUAACUCUAAUUAGUUUGCAGAUAAUACACUUCUUAAAUGCAUUAACUGUGAUAUUACAUGUACUAAAUGCUCAGGUCCUAAUAAUAAUUAAUGCUUAAAAUGUUCAGGCUCUUAUUAUUUUGAUUCUACAGCUACCAAAUGUGUUAAAACUUGCCCAGAUGGUACUUACCCAAAUUCAUCGAAUAAUAUUUGCUCUUCUUGCAAUUCAAAUUGUACUACUUGUUCUGGACCAGCCUCUAAUAGUUGCUUGUCAUGCUCAGGAACGCUUUACUUAGACUCAACAGCAAAUACUUGUGUGUCUACUUGCCCAAAUGGAUAUUACGCUAAUUCUUAAGGAAAUAUUUGCUCUAACUGUAAUUCAAGCUGUACUACAUGCUCAGGUCCAGCUGACAAUAACUGCCUAUCUUGUUCAGGAAAAUUGUAUUUUAAUUCAGCUCUUAAGAAUUGUGUUUCUACUUGUCCAAGUGGAACUUAUUCAAAUUCUAUUGGAAACAUAUGCUCUCCAUGUAAUCCUCAAUGCGCUACAUGUUCGGGAGGAAAUUCUAAUAAUUGUUUAUCUUGCUAAGGUUCUCUUUUUUUUAAUUCAUAAUCUAACUCUUGUGUUUCACCCUGCCCUGAUGGAUAUUAUGCUAAUUCCACAGGAAACUUAUGUUCGACUUGCGAUCCAAAAUGCAAAACUUGCUCUGGAAAUACCCUAAAUAAUUGCUUAUCAUGUUCAGGAUCUUUAUACUUGUAUGGAAAUACUUGUGUUGCUGAUUGUCCUUCAGGAAAGUAUCAAAAUACUAAUAAUAAUACAUGCUCUUCAUGUAAUUCAAGCUGCACUACAUGUUCUGGCCCAGAUCCAAAUAAUUGUCUGUCUUGCUCAAAUUCUUUAUAUUUGAACUCUUCUAAUAAUACUUGUGUUUCAAUUUGCCCGAAUGGGACCUAUUAAAAUUCAUCUGGAAAUAUUUGCUCUGCUUGUCAUACUACCUGUGCUACUUGUUCUGGACCUCUAAUAAAUAAUUGUCUUACUUGCUCUGGUUCCUUACAAUUAAAUCAAACAACUCAUACAUGCACAUCAAGUUGUCCGAGUGGGACUUAUAGUUCCUCAGGAAGCUGUUCUAGCUGUAACCCGAAUUGCUUCACUUGCUAUGGGUCUUAGUCUAAUAAUUGCCUAUCAUGCACAGGAACAUUAUAUUUCGAUUCAAGCAGCAACUCUUGUACAAAUAAUUGCCCAAUUAAAACAUUUGCUGAUAUCUCCAACAAUACCUGCUCAGUCUGUGAUUCUUCUUGCACGAAGUGUUCUGGCCCUAAUCAGAAUAAUUGCUCUUUCUGUCAAGGCUCUCUUUACUUAAAUUAAGCAAACAAUACUUGUAUUUCUGUAUGUCCAAUAGGAACGUAUUCAAACAUUUCAGUCACUUUAGGAAAUAUUUGCUCUGCAUGUCAUUCAUCAUGUACUUCUUGUUCAGGUCCAAAUUCAAAUAACUGUCUUUCAUGUUCAGGCACUUUAUAUUUUGAUUCAUCAAAUAAUACUUGUACAUCUAUUUGCCCAGAUGGUACAUAUUAAGAUUCUUCAAGUAAUUGCUCAUAAUGUAAUUCCACUUGUGCAACUUGUGAAGGAUCUGCUUCAUUUUGCAAAAGCUGUUCUGGGACUUUAUUCCUAGAUGAAAGUACAAAUAGUUGUAAUCCUACUUGUCCUCAAGGUACUUAUUAAAAUGCCAUUGGAAAUAUUUGUACUGUAUGUGAUCCAACUUGUACAACUUGUUCUGGUCCAAAUUCGAAUGAUUGCUUAAGUUGUUCAACAACUUUUUACUUUAAUGCUAAUUAAAAAACAUGUGUUGAAAGUUGCCCACCACAAACAUAUGCAAAUGCUGCAUCAAAUAUCUGCUCAAGUUGUAAUUCAAGUUGCCUAGCAUGCAACGGUCCAGCAUCUAACAAUUGCAUACAAUGCUCUAAUUCUCUUUAUUUAAACUAAUCAUCUAAUUAAUGUGUUUCAAUUUGCCCAUAGGGAACAUUUCCUGAUGGAUCAACAAAUAUAUGCUCUAAAUGUGAUUUAUCUUGCUUUACAUGUUCUGGACCUUCUUCUAGUAACUGUUUAAGUUGUUCUGGCAGUUUAUUUUUAAGCACAUCUGGAAAUGAAUGCAAAAACAGCUGCAAAACCAAUGAGUUUUAAAAUAAUGCAAAUAAUUAAUGUACUCCUUGUGAUUCAAGUUGCUUAACAUGUAAUGGAAAUCUUAAUACAAACUGUCUUUCCUGUUCAGAUCCCUUAUUUUUAUAGUAAUCUUCUAGCACUUGCAUAUAGAAAUGUGAUUCAAAUUAAUAUGGCUAAAUUACUCCUUAGCGUACUUGCUUAGUUUGCGAUUCAACUUGUGCAACCUGUUCUGGCCCAAAUUAAAAUAAUUGCUUGUCUUGUAGUGGUUCUAAAUAUCUUGAUUUAUCAACAAAUUAAUGUGUCACUUAAUGUCCAAGUGGAACUUUCAAUGAUAAUUCAAAUAAUAAAUGCAGUCCAUGCAAUACUGAUUGUAAAACAUGUAGUGGACCUAAUAAUAACUAGUGUUUAAGUUGUUCUCUUCCUAAAUAUUUUUAAAAAUCAAAUGGAAUGUGUUUAGAAAAUUGCAAUUCGAACCAAUUUAAAGACAAUGGCUCAUGUACUGACUGUGAUGCUUCAUGUGCAGCAUGCUCAGGAGCUGAUGCAAAUAAUUGCUUAAAAUGUAGUGGUAGUCUAUUUUUAAAUUAAAAUACCAAUACUUGUGUUUCAUCUUGUCCAGACUCAUAUUACUAAAAUACCUCAAAUAAUACAUGUUCGAAAUGCGAUAUAACUUGUGCUACUUGUAAUGGUGGAACAAGUAGUAACUGCUUAACAUGUAAUUCACAGUUUAUUUAUUAAAAAUCUACUUCUAAAUGCAUUAGUUCUUGUCCAAGUGGAUAAUAUUUAAAUACAAACACAAACAAUUGUGAAUAAUGUGAUGCCACCUGCCUAAAUUGUGUAGGAGGUUCUAAAAAUUAAUGUGUAGAUUGCUAGUCUCCUAGAUAUUAUUAAAAAUCAACAACAUCAUGUGAAUUAUAAUGUUAACCAAAUUACUAUGGUAAUUCCUAUACAGCUUUAUGUGAGUAAUGUGAUGCCUCUUGUGCAACCUGUUCAGGUCCAAAUAAUAACUAAUGUUUAUCUUGCAAAAAUUCAUUAUUUUUACUAUAAGCUAGUGGAACAUGCGUCAGCAAUUGUCCAAAUGGUUAUUCAUAGAAUAACCUCCUUAAUUAAUGUUAAAAAUGUGAUUCUAGUUGUAAAGAAUGUUCAGGUACUUCAAAUACAUAAUGUACUUCAUGUAUUUCAUAACUAAUUCUAUUCAAUAACCAGUGUUUAAGCUAAUGUCCUUCUGGUUAUUUUAUUUCUUAAUCUAGUAAUUAGUGUGUUCCCUGCGAUCAAAGCUGUGAAAGUUGCAGCGGACAAUUAAGUAGCAACUGUCUUUCAUGCAAACCAGGUACCUUUUUGAUAUCGAAUUAAUGCAUUAGUAAAUGUCCAGAUGGAUAUUUUUAAAAUAACUAAGAAUGCUCAUAGUGUCAUCCAUCUUGUAAGACUUGUGUUGGACCUAAUUCUAAUUAAUGUUAAACAUGUUUUGAUUUGCUAAUAAAAUACAAUUCAAGCUGUAUUGUCGAAUGCCCUAAAUAAAUGUAUAUGACUUAGACUCCAUACAAGUAAUGCAUUGAAUGCAAUUUUUAUUGCAGUUCAGGUUGUAGUGGGCCAACAAAAGAAGAUUGUAAUGAAAUUAAACCAAUAUACCAAAUUAUAGUUUACAUUUUAAUUUCCAAGUCUUUUAUUUGGGUUAUAUCAAUAAUUGUAGGGUUUCUUAAGGAUAAUGCCUAACAAAUUUUACCUUUACAAAAAGUUGCUCCUUUAAAGAAUCUAAAGGAGAAUGAAUAGGAUCAUAUAAAUAAUAAUUAACUUAACUAAAAAGAUAAAAACUUAUCUUUAAUUGAGUUUUAACAAAAUGACCCUAACUUAUCACCACAUUCAAAAAUAGAAGAUUUUAAUGCUGAUUAAGGAAGUAAAUCUCCAAAUAUUCCAAUUAACUAGAGGGGUUCUAUUAUGGUUCUUCCAUAAACAAAUAACAAUUUAAUGUAAAGUAAAAAUUACCUUACUUUCAACAAUGAGCAAAAUGAAGAAGACAAAAGUCCAUAAGAAAUAGGGCGAAAAAGAAGAUCACGCAAGAUUGAUUUUAUUUUAAGAGGUAGCAUUUCAAAUUCUCCUUAAAAAGGAUAAUAAACUAUAUCUAACUUGAAUAAUAUGAAAUCUACAAUCUUAGACAAAGACUAAAAAUUCUUUCCUUAGGAUUAAACAACAGCUAAUAGGUCCUUAGUAUCAAUAUCACACUCUCCAACAAAAAGGAAUUUAUUUUCUCAAUUAAAUGAUACAAACUAGAAUAAAUACUCAGCUAAUGAAAAGCUAAAAUACUCAUUUGUAAUAUUUAUUAAUGAAAUAUGA